Molecule: messenger RNA, 633 nt
Organism: Prunus armeniaca (apricot)
Lineage: Eukaryota; Viridiplantae; Streptophyta; Magnoliopsida; Rosales; Rosaceae
Source: the annotation of a GenBank genome assembly
AUGGAUGACGAUUUCACACGCCCGCCCCGGCUUAUGAGCUUCGUUUCUGAGGAACAGUUGGAUGAAGCCAAGAGAACAAGGGGUGAACGGGUUGAGGAUGGAACUGCCCAGAGAGACAGACCUCUUUUCGAGAUUUUAAAAGAAAAUAAAGACAAGAAGGAUGCAGAGUUCAAUGAACGUUUCAAGCACAGACCACCCAAAGCCUUGGACGAUGACGAGACCGAGUUCCUUGAUACUUUAGAGAAUUCAAGGAAGGAAUAUGAGCGAAAGAUUGCAGAUGAGGAAGCCCAACAACUUCUGAGUUUCCAGGCAGCCGUGGUAGCAAAGUCUAGCAUUGUACAAGAGCUUCAGGAAACACCUUCUGUUCCUAUAAUACAGGAACAGAAAUCAUCUGGGAAGAGGAAUCCACCUCCUCGUCCAUUAGGUAUGAUUAUUAAGGUGAAGCCACAAGCAAAGAAAGCUAAAAUUGAUCAGGGAGGUGUUGAAGAACCCACGAACACAGUGACAACCCCAAAUGUAGAUACAGACAAAAAUUUAGAGGUAAUGAAGACACCUAAUAGUGAUACUGAUAAGUCCAGUGUUGUUGCGAAGACAGGCCUUGUUUCCUAUAGUGACGAGAGUGAAGAUGACUAG